AAGAAAGAAAGAAAGAAAAGGCUAGAUCUUCUGCAUUCAGAAAAAAGUCCGUGUAGCUCCCAGUAAACAAACAGGCCCACCCAUUUCCUUUUCUCUCCCCUCCAGAUGACCAGGCAGUGUCUUUCUAGUUUGGGUUUUAAUAUGCACACCAAGCACGCAGGGCAACCACCUCCUCCCCGUUGGGAAAGUCUCUCUCUAUACACAAGAACACCUACAAUCUCUGGGAGCCCCCACACUGCUCCCCCACACUGCCGAAUCCAAAGGGCAGAGGCUGCCUUACGAGAGCGAGAGCGGGCGUCCCAGUUCAGUUAAUUGAAGUUCUGCCUCUUUCCUGCUAAACUUUUCCCCCAGUCUGCCUCCGCCAGCCCCCUCGUCUGAUUACAUCUAGUAAUUCUCCACUGAAUGAACGUCAUUUACAAUAGUGGAGGAGCUCUGAGCUCGCCGCUGCUUCACGCUCCAUUUGCCCUCCAUUCUCCCUUUAAAGUGCUCGUGUAAUAUUAAUAGUCAUGAAUAUCAAUUAUUAUGAGGCGGUGUAGGCAAGCGGAGGGAGGAAGGGGCGCCCGAGCAGUCUGAGCCCAGCUUCGGGUGGAAGAGGUCUGUAUCUGGUCUGUAUCUGGAGCCCCAAAGAACCCGGCGAAGGAAAGAGGCCAAAAAGACGGUGAGAGACAGAUGAACAGUUCUGCCUGUCUGUGACAGGCACCUCCAAUCUUCUUGGAGGGGGAUUUUUUUUUUUUUUUUUUUUGAUGGCUUGUCCUGGAAACACCUCAAGCUCAGCUCUCGUGUCCAGCUUGCUUCUCUGCUGGACUUUUUGAUUUUUGAAAAUUCAUUGUUUGAUUUUGAGCAGUAACCAGGCUUUUUUUUCCAGAUGUUAGUCCACACCUAUUCAUCCAUGGACCGGCACGAUGGCGUCCCAAGCCAUAGCUCGAGACUCUCUCAGCUGGGCUCUGUGUCCCAAGGACCCUACUCGAGCGCCCCGCCGCUGUCCCACACACCAUCAUCGGACUUCCAGCCACCCUACUUCCCGCCCCCCUACCAGCCGCUACCCUACCACCAGAGUCAAGACCCCUACUCCCACGUCAACGACCCCUACUCCCUGAACCCUCUGCAUCAGCCCCAGCAGCACCCCUGGGGACAGCGGCAGCGCCAGGAAGUGGGUUCAGAAGCCGGCUCUCUCCUGCCCCAGCCCCGGGCGGCCUUGCCCCAGCUCUCGGGCCUCGACCCCCGAAGGGACUACCACUCUGUCCGCCGGCCGGACGUGCUGCUACAUUCGGCACACCACGGCCUGGACGCCGGCAUGGGCGACAGCCUCUCGUUGCACGGUCUUGGGCAUCCCGGCAUGGAAGAUGUGCAGUCAGUUGAAGAUGCCAAUAACAGCGGCAUGAACCUAUUGGACCAGUCAGUCAUUAAAAAAGUUCCUGUCCCUCCCAAAUCUGUGACUUCUCUAAUGAUGAAUAAAGAUGGCUUCUUGGGAGGAAUGUCAGUCAACACCGGCGAGGUAUUUUGCUCAGUCCCAGGCCGUUUAUCUCUACUCAGUUCAACUUCAAAAUACAAAGUGACUGUGGGAGAAGUUCAGAGACGGCUCUCGCCCCCUGAAUGCCUCAAUGCGUCUCUCCUUGGCGGCGUCCUCAGAAGAGCCAAAUCGAAAAAUGGGGGGAGAUCCUUGAGAGAAAGGCUAGAAAAAAUCGGUUUGAAUUUACCCGCGGGCAGGCGCAAAGCAGCAAAUGUCACGUUACUCACCUCCCUGGUGGAAGGGGAAGCUGUUCACUUAGCUCGGGAUUUUGGGUAUAUUUGCGAAACAGAGUUUCCUGCUAAAGCUGUGUCCGAGUAUUUGAACAGACAGCACACGGACCCCAGUGACCUGCAUUCCAGAAAGAAUAUGCUGCUGGCCACCAAGCAACUUUGUAAAGAAUUUACGGAUCUGCUGGCGCAGGACCGGACCCCGAUCGGCAACAGCCGGCCCAGCCCCAUCCUGGAGCCCGGCAUCCAAAGCUGCCUCACGCAUUUCAGUCUCAUCACGCACGGCUUCGGCGCCCCGGCCAUUUGCGCUGCGCUCACGGCCCUGCAGAACUAUCUCACCGAGGCGCUCAAAGGCAUGGACAAGAUGUUCUUGAACAACACCACUAACAGGCACACGUCUGGGGAAGGCCCAGGUAGUAAAACUGGCGACAAGGAGGAGAAACACAGGAAAUGAAAAAAAAAAAAAAUUAAAAGAGAAGGAAAAUGUUUUAAAUACAAAAGGAAAACAGAAAAAAAAAUAAUUUUAGCUUUAACAUAUUGGAUUGGCUUUGGAAGAAUUAUAUUAGGUAGAAUACACAUACAAUCAAAAUUAAAAAAAAAGAAAGCUAAAUAACUUUAAAAAAAAAAUAAACUGAGGCAUACAACGGAGCAGCAAACCGGCUCUCGGUGUCUAUUUCAAGAUACACAUGGAGACAACCGUCCGGAUUUUCCACUUCGGUUCUUUCGAGCUUAGUAAUACAGAUAAUAAAAGAAAACUAUGAAACCCCCUUUUGGAAAAUAAACAUGAGACGAAACAUGAGAACACGCUAACUUAUUGGAAGAAAAUUGGAGAAACGUUGGUGUCAAUGCUUUGAGAGCUGGUUGACUGAGACGCACGAACUUUUAAAUUUAAUUUUUUUUUUUUUUAAAGGAAACUCUCGCAGUCCGCGCGCUCCAUUUCUCCUCACCCUUCUCUCCGCUGCUUCCCUUUCUCCCCUCCCCACACGGUUCCGGGAAUCUGCCGGGUGAUCCCCAGUGUGAUUAGUUCAUUGGCGUUGCGUUUGUCCCUUUGGUACCCAGACCUCGCCUUGUUCCCAACUCCCCGGUGCCCAACUCCCCCCGGUGUGUUUAAUUAGGGAGGCGUGGAGGGGGAAGGGGGUGGGGAGAGGCUCUAGCGUUUGAUCUGGUCUUGAGAGCGGCAGAGGAAACCCAGGCCGAUAAGUUGAUUCAUCAUGGUUCCUUUCAGAAAAUGUUACUAGUUCCCAGACUUGCCAGCACCUGUUCACAGAGAACAUUAUAUUCGUUAUACUUGUGUCAACUAGAAGUAUAGUUUAAAAAAAAAAAGAAAGAAAGAAAACAAAACACGAAUACUUUGAUUAGUAUGUAAUUCCUUCGGAGGGGUAUGUACCAUUUCAUUUUCUUCUGUUUCCCAAAGCUUUACCCGCAUGGUUUAUGAGCUUCUUCAAAGAAGACUUGGGCUUCCUACACAAUCUAUAAGGUACUGAGAAAAAAAAAAUCCGAUUCCUUUAAAGUCAAAGCCUGUGUGUCAGAAUUCAGCAGGUUCACUUCUUUAAAGAAGCUCAAAGGGAAUCGUUUAGGAAGUGGCCAGUAUGCGGGUGGGGGGCGGGCAGCUUUGAAUCUUCUUGCUUAAGCACCUCAACACAGGGAUUUCCGCAGGGGUGGGGCACUGAAAAAUGCCUUUUAAGGGAGUAAGGCUUCUUGGGAACCUAUAUUCUAAUAGUGUUGUCUUCACUGAAAAAUGAAUUGCAUUUUCUUGGGCUCUUUGGGGAUCGUUGUUCUAAUGGAGAAAGAAGCAGCCUUGCCGAUGUAAUUGGGGAAGACAGCUUUAUGAACGAAGCAGUUUCCCCUCUCGAACAUAGACUUAUUUUGGCACAAAAUGGUUAACAACCACCCACCCACCCACCCACCACCACCACCACCACCAAGCAAAGUGAAAGGGCUUGUAUUUCAGCUUUAAAUUCCUGUCUGGAUAUAUUGGGAAUAUUCCCAGUGGAUGAGGCAUCUCACUUCUCUCACCUCAACUUUUUACUCCUACUCUAUCUUAGCAUUACCAUGAAUUAAGAGCCCUGCUCCUUUAGCAAGAACUGUGAGAUCCUCUGAGUAUUGGGUUGAUGAGAUAAGUAGACUCUUUUAGUGUGGCUACACUUGUUUCUUUUCAACAACCCAGGUGGAAUCUUUGCAAAAUCCAUUGGGAUAAAAAUUCAGAUGCUUUCUGUGAUUUACAGAUAGCUCUCCCCACCCUAAAUGAUCUGGACCCUCAGUUUCCCCAUCUUUCCCCAGUCCACCUUAAAGCAAGAGAAGGGUGUUAAAGCUUUAGGGACCCUCUGAGGGCUUUGCUUUGAGGGUUUUAUUUGAGGGAAAGGAAAAUCUCACAGUGAGUUUUAGGUCAAUGGAGGUUGUAAGCAACAAUUGAGGUCAGGCAACUUCCCAUCUCCUAGCUCUAGCUGCUUCUGAGGCCUGUGGAUUUUCAGGACCCAGCCCUAGCCAAGCCGAAAGGAGUACAAAGUGCAGAAAAAAGACGUUGUGUGAACUGUAGACUCGCAUCUUUCCUCAGUUUAGAAACCUCCCCUUUUGUCCCAGGGCCUGACGCUUGCAUUAGUUGAAUUCUGAUUGCACAAGGCCAGCAGAAAACACACUGAAAAACAUCGUCUCCUUUCCUUGCAGGGCAACGCGCCCCACGCGUGUGACAUCGAGAGACGCGAUGGAUGCGCCUUGCUCUUACUGUGCAGGUCCUGGGAACAUGGGGGCCACUGGAGCCCAGUGGUGUUGAGGACAUAGAAUCAAGCAGCUGCUGGGGGUCGCGAGCCGCACGGGCCCUUCCUGCUCUCGGUCUCACCCUAAGGGCUAAGGCCACUGAGAAAGGCCAGUUCCCGAGUAGGUAAAGGGGCGGUGCCCCACUGGCUGCUGGGGGGGGAGGGGUCCCAGAGCUCUGUAAAGUCCUUUGGCGGCUAGCAGUCAGAGACAUUGUGGCCUGGAAAAGUCCACGGAAUCUGAAACUUCCACGUGUUCUUUCUGCCAGGAAGGAAAUUGUCUCCACCCUCACUCUCUUGAAGUGUGGACAUGAAAUAAGAAUUGUCAUACUUGGGUAGGUAGGCUCUCUUAGGCGCCCAGCUCUCCGUGUGAGCAGAGCGGGAAGGUGCAGCUAGAUAAACUCGGCUGUCCCUCCCCACAAACCCCACCUCGCCUCCGGGGUGAGUCCUCAGUUUCUGCUUUUUUUUUUUCUUCCUUUUUUCACAUCGGACCUCCAACCCCUUGCUUUCCUUAGCCAAGCCAGCUACGUUUAUCUGAUAAUUGAGUUAUUAAAAGAUUUGGUUUCCUUGGGCUUAUAAAUCAAUAAACAGUAGGAUUAACACAAGAGUUUGCCUUUUAAGUCAAGGAAAACGUUUAAGACCAGACCCUUUGAGUUUUGUUUUCAAACCAAACAGGUGACUUGCAGUCCCCUCCUCUCCCCUGCACUCUGUAAGUUUUAUGCCCUACUAAGUCCUGGGGUUCCAAACCAAAAUAGCUAAAGACCGUAGAGUAAGCCUGCAGCGGAGUUCCCUGGAGAUUCUUCCAGGCCCUGCUUAGCGAAUCCUGCCUUCUCCUACUUGCAUUCUGUGUUUCAUGGAGUUUGUUUCCAGGUGAGGAUUCCAUCUCCAGGGACCGUUAACUUCCACCCCAACUAGGAAAUAAUUUUCUUCUCUCUCUUACCCCGACGUAUAUUGCAUUUUCUUCCGUCUACCCUACCUCCUCAUCCUUAGCUUUCUCCACCCCCAUAUAAAGAGCCCAAGAGGCUUUCAAAGAUCCGAUGUUUGUUUUCAUUGGCCAAGGAAACCACUUUCUCUUAAGCAAUUAUUUCAUAUCCUAUGAAAACUUUGGUCGAAUGGAAAACCCCAAACCCCUAACUUAUCUACAUACUUCUUCCUUGGGUAAAAGACUCAUCCCUAGUUAGAGUUGAGUCAUUUGAUAUCCUGUCCUUGCAAUACUUUAUGUGGAAAGGAAAUGAUGACCUUAAACCAUUCAACACUGCCUCAAGAGCUCCCACGGCGUUUCCCUCUUUUGCUGAAGUAUAUUAAAUUAUUGGUGAAAGAAAAGAGAAGUAUUGAAAUUCAUUCAUUUUUUAAGGAAAAAACGGAGUGAACACCAUUUCUUCUUUAAAUGUCAAAUUGAUUCCCCUUUUGAGUUGGUCUCUGAUUCACUAACAUUAUUUUUACCACCCAGUCAAGAAAUACCAACGGCCUCUUCUUGAGAGCACUCUGGAGGGUAUCCGUGUUAAGUUGUAUAUAUUUAUUUAUGCUUAAUUUAAUGGGAAUGUGUAAAUAUGAUGAACAAGUAGUUUGGGAUUAUUUAUCUGUGAAUCUAUACCUCUGUGAAUGGGUGGUUAAAAAGAAAAACCGCUUGACCCUAGGUAGACUCCUAUCUGAAUUUUUCUGUUCUUUAUAGACAAGCUGUUAUGGUAUUGGGUAGAAAUUGGUUUAUUGUCCAGUGUUAAUCUGAUUUACAUAAAUAAAAAGAUUGUUGUGUUUUUGUUGUGUUCUCAUCUUCAGUUUCUUAAACAUGGAUAUUGUUUCAUUCUACAGACAGAAAAGAGAUAGAGCAAAAAACUUUCUUCCUGUUGCUCCCCCCACUAAAGUACAUACAGUGUUUUUGUUACAACAGAAAUACAAUAAAUUAUGCUUAUCAGAAAAAAAUGAACACUUUUGUUUCCAGUGGGAGGUGCUUUACUUUUAAAUUUCCAAAUGGAUACUAGUCCCAAUCAUAUUUGUAAUAAAAGUUCAUGUUAACUACAUCUUAUUGUUUAUUUUACCCUUAAAAGAGAAGGAGUGUUAUAUUUACUCUCUGGGUCUCUAAAAGAUUGUGAGUCCAGGCCAAAGAUACUACAGUGGGAAGCUGAAUGGACUAGAUGUUCCCAGGUGGUGCUGAUGCACACUGUAAAACUGGGUGCUGGCUCCUGAACUUGGAGACCUGGGCUCUGAUGGGGUUGAGUGGUCAAUUUCAGGAUGGAAGCCCUUCCUCACUUUAUCACUAUAAGGGCUUUUGCAAAUAAAUGAUGAAAAAGCUCACUUGGCUUCGAAGACCUUGAGUUGUACAUGGCUUAGGAGGCUAUUUCUUAUCUUGGGUUCUGAGGCUGCCUGGAAGCAGUCAGCUUUUCUCACGUGGGUUAAUGGACUUUGGCUUAGCCCCAUAAGCUUCAGCGACUAAACAUCUCAAUCUGUAUUUUGUCCCAAGGUGGGGGGUAUGUUCCUGGAGGCCAGGAAAGCAAAGUCAUUCGAGAUAUUCUACAGUUUGCACAAGUCACUGCCUCUUUUGACAUCGCAGGCUUUAUCUGUCCUUUCCUACACCGUGAUUGUCUAGCUUAACCAUAAAAGCAGAAACAGCAGCCAAUGCAUACAUCCAAAAAUGGUACAUCCUGAGCUCAGAUUACGUAAGAGUGUUUAACAGAUAGUUGGUGUUCGAAUGAUAAAUAGUAUGCCUUUUGUUAAGUUUUCCAGUUUCUGAACCAGUCUUGUACAUUUGGAUUUCCCUGUAGAGAAAAACAGAAUAGAUGGUACAAUCUGUUUUAUGGGACGCUUUCUAAUUCUUGUAGUAUUUAUUAAUUUAAAGGGAGGAGGGUUUUCAUGGCUACAACUGUAAACAACGGACUAAAAAAGAAAUAAAAGAAGGGAAGAAGUAAGGAUGAGAACAAAGCAAAACAAAACAGGAAUGCUACAGGAAGUGUCAUUA
Molecule: messenger RNA, 7440 nt
Organism: Peromyscus maniculatus bairdii (prairie deer mouse)
Lineage: Eukaryota; Metazoa; Chordata; Mammalia; Rodentia; Cricetidae
Gene: Tfap2b
Product: transcription factor AP-2 beta
Biological process (GO): regulation of transcription by RNA polymerase II; anatomical structure development; regulation of cell population proliferation
Cellular component (GO): nucleus
Molecular function (GO): DNA-binding transcription factor activity, RNA polymerase II-specific; RNA polymerase II transcription regulatory region sequence-specific DNA binding
Source: RefSeq, a predicted model, not a curated record